This is a messenger RNA of Teleopsis dalmanni, 486 nucleotides long. Its product is annotated as lysozyme 1B-like. Gene Ontology annotation, molecular function: lysozyme activity. The transcript has a single exon. NCBI's taxonomy places the organism in Eukaryota, Metazoa, Arthropoda, Insecta, Diptera, Diopsidae. Bases 1 to 435 code for a protein of 144 amino acids. The record is from RefSeq and is a predicted model, not a curated record.
AUGAGCAUAUUAAUAAUCAUUUCAUUAUUAAUAAUUUCCCAAAAUGUUUACGCGCGUCGCUUGAAACGUUGUGAAUUAGCUGGGGAGUUGUACAUAUUGGAUGUGCCUAAGGCGGAACUACCACUUUGGAUUUGUAUUGCGGAAUAUGAAAGUCGUUUCAAUACACAUGUUAUUGGUAGACGUAAUGAUGACGGAUCUAGCGAUUAUGGUUUAUUUCAAAUCAGCGAUAAAUUUUGGUGUAAUCCAGCAAAUGAUACGGAAUACUAUGUGUUCAAUGAAUGCAAUGUCAAUUGUACUGAACUAAUCACAGAUGACAUUACUAAAGCGGUUAUAUGUGCACGUACGAUACUUAAGCAGCAAGGUUGGUCAGCAUGGACCGUUUACGAAGAAUUCUGUAAUACAACAUUAACAGACGCAGAUGCUUGUUUUGAAUAACAUUUUCAAUUGUCCUAAAAACUUGAUUAUGAUCGUUUAUUAAUGUUUCGA